Molecule: messenger RNA, 1485 nt
Organism: Zea mays
Lineage: Eukaryota; Viridiplantae; Streptophyta; Magnoliopsida; Poales; Poaceae
Exons: 5
Coding region: 197-1108 (303 amino acids)
Biological process (GO): regulation of DNA-templated transcription
Cellular component (GO): nucleus
Source: RefSeq, a predicted model, not a curated record
CAGGGAAGCUUCACCUGAUCACCCUUCAAACAAAUCACUCUUCGCUCCGGCUCCGACUCGCACUCUUUCCCCUUCCCUUCCCUUCCCACUCCCAGGCUCCCACUCUCACCCCUUCCGCCUACCCACGCAAACGGCACACGAACUAACAGCCACCUCUCACGUCCCCCACCCUCUGGUUCAUGUCCUGCUGCUCCCCAUGUCGCCUCCACUCGAGCUCGACUACAUAGGCCUCUCGCCGCCGGCGGCAGCCGCCGCCGCUGAAAACGACGAACUGAAGGGUACUGAGCUCCGCCUCGGGCUGCCAGGGUCCGGGUCGCCGGACCGCCGUGUCGUGGCUGCCACCGCGACCACCCUGGACCUGCUCCCGGCCAAGGGCGCCAAGCGCGGGUUUUCUGACGAGGCGCCCCCGCCAUCGCCUGUUGCCACUGCCGGAAAGGGAAAGAAGGUGGCAGAAGAGGAGUACGACGAGAAGAAGGUGGCAGCGACCCCGCAGCCGGCCGCCAAAGCACAGGUGGUGGGAUGGCCACCAGUCUGCAACUACCGCAAGAACACGAUGACUACCACCCAGCUGGAGGGCAGCAAGGAGGAUGGUGAUGCCAAGCAGGGUCAGGGGUUCCUGUACGUCAAGGUCAGCAUGGAUGGCGCGCCGUACCUCAGGAAGAUCGACCUCAAGACUUACAAGAACUACAAGGACCUGUCGACCGCGCUUGAGAAGAUGUUCAGUGGCUUCAGUACUGGCAAGGACGGCUCAUCUGAGUACCGCAAGGAUGGUGAAUAUGUUCUGACUUACGAGGACAAGGAUGGAGAUUGGAUGCUUGUCGGCGACGUACCAUGGGACUGCCACAUCGUCUUUCGCUCCAAUUGUAGGAUGUUCGCCGGCUCCUGCCGCAGGCUCAGGAUCAUGAAAGGCUCAGAUGCGAUUGGACUCGGUAUGUUUGUGCUCCUGUUAUGUCUAGUGUAUCGUCGCGCUAAUCAUGUUGUCUUGGUUGUUUGGUGGAAACGGUGGGAUCGAAGUACGUUCUAUUGUCGGUUGUACAUGAUACAAUUUUUGUUAAGGAGUUCCUGUCCCAUGGUCCUGGUCCCUGCAUGGCUGCAUCACUGGUGGUAGUUCUCUUGGCUCCAAGGGCAGCCGAUAAGUCCAAGAACCGCAACUAGAACGGUGGCUUCCUAUCCUUACACAGUCCGGUACGAGGGAGGAGAUGCAGUGACUUGUAGGGAUCUGUACGAAAACCGAAAAAGUCUACUAACAGCUAUGACUUGUGAGAAGAAUUCUGGCUUAUGGUCUGCACUAGAAUGGCUUGGUACAUCGUCUAUGGACAAAACACGCUAUUCGAUUAAUUGUUGUUAAUUAAGCCUUGGGGGGGGUACGAGUGCUAUUCAUGUAAAUGGUUUGGUGCAUCGUGUGCUGCUGCUGCCUGCUGCUGUUACUACGAUUGAGCUCCCCUAUAAUACUAUGAUUUGAAGAGAGAUGGCGAUGUCAUAUGA